Messenger RNA from Malurus melanocephalus (red-backed fairy wren), 774 nucleotides. Its product is annotated as C->U-editing enzyme APOBEC-1-like. The transcript is spliced from 4 exons. NCBI's taxonomy places the organism in Eukaryota, Metazoa, Chordata, Aves, Passeriformes, Maluridae. Bases 158 to 736 code for a protein of 192 amino acids. Gene Ontology annotation, biological process: cytidine to uridine editing. Gene Ontology annotation, molecular function: cytidine deaminase activity; RNA binding; zinc ion binding. Gene Ontology annotation, cellular component: cytoplasm; nucleus. The record is from RefSeq and is a predicted model, not a curated record.
AGGCUGCAACUGUGGUCAGACAAAGGUUUCCUGUUUUUCCUGUUUGCUCUUUCAUCGCCCUGUGCCAGCGGAGCCUGGGGGUGUGCUUUGCCUGUGGCCGUGUGUGGAGCCCCGAGGGACAGAAAGGAGGACAGCACCACGAGGGAAAGGAGCAGCCAUGUACAGGAGAGACCUGAGCGGCUGGUUUAUAGAUGAGGACACAUUAAAAGAACAGUUUGAUCCCUAUGAGUUUCCACGGGAGACAUACCUGCUGUGCGAGCUGUGGUGGGGUGAGAAUGGCAGGAGCUGGACACACUGGGUCAGAAAUGAUCAUGAUGACGAUCGUCAUGCAGAAGAGUACUUYCUGAAUGAAAUCUUUGAGCUGAGAAGUAACAGGAGCUGUCACAUCUCCUGGUACCUGUCCUGGAGCCCCUGUGCACGCUGCUGCGAUGAAAUACUGAGAUUCCUGCGGCGUUGCCCCAACGUGCACAUGGACAUACGCGUAGCACGGCUCUACUACACAAACAUUGAAGCAAAUCGCAGAGGCCUGAGGGCACUUGACAGCUUGACAGACAGAUUAAGGAUCAGAGUCAUGGAAAUGGCAGACUAUAGUUACUGUUGGUAUAACUUUGUACAAAGAGAUGAUGAUGAUGAUGAUGAUGAUUAUGAUGAUGACGACGACUGGACCUGGAACUUUGCACCAGGGAUCAGUAGGAAUCGUAGGAGGCUCAACUAUGUCCUUCAGCGCCGUUAUUAAUAGAAUCAAAGGAUCCCMGACUAUCUCARGYUUUGAAA